AGUGAGGCGCCUCCGGCCGCUGUUCUGGGCCUCAUGGCCCGCCCGCUCCAGGACCCUGGCCGUCAGGUACUGGAUGAUGGCCCCUAGGGAGACGGGUGCGGAUGAGCUCAGGCGCUGGGCGUAGUGGCCCUCCCGCAGGAGGCGCUCCAUGUGGCUCACGGAGCAGGACCGCUCGGCUCGGGCGGUGCGGGAGCGGCGACCGGGUGACCCUCCACGGCCCCUCUUCCCCGGCAUGCUGGCCGUUGGGCAGCUUUCUGCGACGGCCUCGCUCUGCGGGCUGGGGCCUGAGAACACCGGUUGUCUUGAGAUGUUGGGACCAGCAGGCACAACCGACCGCCCCUCAUCCCAGCGCACCGCAGAGCGAGGCCGUCGCAGAAAGCUGCCCAACGGCCAGCAUGCCGGGGAAGAGGGGCCGUGGAGGGUCACCCGGUCGCCGCUCCCGCACCGCCCGAGCCGAGCGGUCCUGCUCCGUGAGCCACAUGGAGCGCCUCCUGCGGGAGGGCCACUACGCCCAGCGCCUGAGCUCAUCCGCACCCGUCUCCCUAGGGGCCAUCAUCCAGUACCUGACGGCCAGGGUCCUGGAGCGGGCGGGCCAUGAGGCCCAGAACAGCGGCCGGAGGCGCCUCACUCCGGAGCUGGUGGACGUGGCGGCCCGCAACAACGCGCUGCUCAGCGGCUUCUUCAGCACUAGCACCAUCUCCCAGGCGGCCCCGGCCCAGCACUAGCUGCCCAGCGACACCUGGGUCCCCGGCCUCCGGGGGGGGGCGGGGCGGGGGGCGCGGCCGUCAGGCGCCAGGCCCGCUCACCGACCGACCGCACAGCCCGGGCAGCCCCGGCCUGCCCGCCCCCUUGGGCACAGUCAUUGCGAGUCAAUAAAGUGUUUCAAGAGACGCCCUGCGCGUGCUUCACUCACUUGGCGGGGG
This is a messenger RNA of Balaenoptera musculus (blue whale), 923 nucleotides long. Its product is annotated as histone H2A-Bbd type 2/3-like. The record is from RefSeq and is a predicted model, not a curated record. Gene Ontology annotation, molecular function: DNA binding; protein heterodimerization activity; structural constituent of chromatin. Lineage: Eukaryota; Metazoa; Chordata; Mammalia; Artiodactyla; Balaenopteridae. The coding region runs from base 102 to 725 and encodes 207 amino acids. The transcript has 3 exons. Gene Ontology annotation, cellular component: nucleosome.